AUGCAAGGACUCCAUCACCAACAGCAGCAACUCGCGGCGUUUCUCUCUGUCGCCAUCCCCAAGGACGAUUCCGCCUCCGCCUCCGCCUCCGUCCCAUCCUCUAACUCCGACGACGAUGACUCCGCUCGGCUCACCGCCAUCAAUUCGCUCCACCGCGUCGUCACCAAGCUCGCCCUCAAAUGCGACCGCAGAUCCGUCAGCGUCGGCGACGAGGCGCUCGUCCUCAUUUCUGCGAUGCCAAGUCCCAAGCAGAACUAUGGUGAAAAAGUUAUUGUACAGUUCGAAGAUUUUGCAAACCACAAUGCUUUCGAGCUGCUGGCCAAAUAUAGAGCAUCUCAUCUCGUCUUCAAUGAUGACAUACAGGGGACGGCAUCUGUAGUUCUUGCAGGAGUUGUGGCAGCACUGAAGUUAAUCGGUGGUUCCCUGUCUGAGCAUAGGUUUUUGUUCCUUGGUGCUGGAGAAGCUGGUACCGGUAUAGCAGAACUAAUAGCUCUUGAGAUCUCGAAAAGGACAAAAGUUCAUGUGGGAGAAACCCGUAAGAAGAUCUGGCUUGUUGAUUCAAAAGGAUUGAUUGUUAUCUCUCGUAAAGAUUCUCUUCAACAUUUUACGCAGCCUUGGGCUCAUGAGCAUGAGCCUGUUGAUAAUCUUUUGGAUGCGGUCAAGGCAAUUAAACCAACAGUUCUUAUUGGAUCAUCUGGUGUUGGAAGAACAUUUACAAAGGAGGUGAUUGAAGCAGUAUCGUCCUUCAAUGAGAAACCUCUCAUUUUGGCUCUUUCCAACCCAACAUCACAAUCUGAAUGUACCGCUGAAGAAGCUUAUACUUACAGUGUGGGUCGCGCAAUUUUUGCCAGCGGAAGCCCAUUUGAUCCUGUUGAGUACAAGGACAAAGUUUUUGUUCCUGGCCAGUCCAACAAUGCAUACAUUUUUCCUGGAUUUGGUCUGGGUUUGGUUAUCUCUGGAGCAAUCCGUGUUCACGAUGACAUGCUUCUGGCAGCCUCGGAAGCCUUGGCGGGGCAAGUUUUCGAGGAGAAUUUUGCACAGGGGCUGAUCUAUCCACCAUUGUCGAACAUCAGAAAGAUUUCUGCCCAAGUAGCUGCUAAUGUAGCUGCCAAGGCAUAUGACCUUGGCGUGGCUACGCGUCUCCCUCGUCCUGAGAAUCUUGUGAAGCAUGCCGAGAGUUGCAUGUACAGUCCCGUCUACAGAAACUACCGCUAAACAGCAUCUUCACCAUCUACUUCAACAUCUA
Messenger RNA from Malus domestica (apple), 1246 nucleotides. Its product is annotated as NADP-dependent malic enzyme-like. NCBI's taxonomy places the organism in Eukaryota, Viridiplantae, Streptophyta, Magnoliopsida, Rosales, Rosaceae. Gene Ontology annotation, molecular function: malate dehydrogenase (decarboxylating) (NADP+) activity; NAD binding. Gene Ontology annotation, biological process: pyruvate metabolic process; malate metabolic process. The record is from RefSeq and is a predicted model, not a curated record. Gene Ontology annotation, cellular component: chloroplast.